This is a messenger RNA of Triplophysa dalaica, 1556 nucleotides long. RefSeq names its product solute carrier family 66 member 3 (gene slc66a3). The coding region runs from base 136 to 747 and encodes 203 amino acids. The transcript has 7 exons. The record is from RefSeq and is a predicted model, not a curated record. Lineage: Eukaryota; Metazoa; Chordata; Actinopteri; Cypriniformes; Nemacheilidae.
GUCAUAUCUCGCAUCGCCGAUGUGUGCGGAAGUGCUGCUUCCGCUUCCCAGACGCUAACAGCUGGAUACUUUCGUGCCGUGGGUCAUACUAAGGUAAUAAAGUACCAAGGGUUUACAGUCAAGCUCUUCCAAAGGAUGGACGGCAAUGUGGCGCUGCAUUUCGCCAACUUUAGCACCCUGUUCGUGUGCAUGGUGCUGAAAUUCCCGCAGAUAUUCGUGCUGAUGCGGGCCAAAGCCUCCACUGGGGUCAGUUUGAACAGUCUGCUGCUGGAGCUGAUCGGGUUUAUUGUGUUCAUGUCCUACCAGAUGUACUAUGACUAUCCACCUGUCACAUACCUGGAGUAUCCAAUCCUUGUAGCACAAGAUGUUGUUGUGCUGCUUUUGAUUCUACAUUACAACAGGAACCUGAAGCACAGCCUUAUAUAUGCCGCAGUGUUCAUCGGUGGAUGGCAGAUGCUUACAGUUCAGAAGUGGGUGAUUGAUCUGGCUAUGAGUCUCUGCACAUUUAUAAGUGCAGGCAGUAAACUGGCACAACUCCAGUGUUUAUGGAGGUCUAAGGACUCCCGGCAGGUCAGCUCUCUCACAUGGGGCCUGGCCACGUAUACAUGCCUGGCGCGGAUCUUUACUACCACGAUCACCACAGGAGACACACAAGUCCUCAUUCGGUUUGUUGUUAUGAGCAUGUUGAACUUGUGGGUAACGGUGACCGUGAUCUAUUACAAACCCCGCGCUGUGAAACGGGAUUAAGACAUGUCAAUACUGUUACAUGCUCACUUACUGUUAUGCUGUGUGCCCCCAUUCUGUGUAUGGAUAGAGGUUUUAAGCACACGUACCUCAGACUGAAUUGGAUUUGGCUCAAAUGCUAUUUGUAUAUAGCAUUUUCUGUAUUGAUGUGAUUUUUGGUAAAUGUGGGCUAUAGAAUUACAAACCUUUUUACCAUGACGCUCUUCUACUCAGGGUAUUUCUAGUCAUAUUGAUUAAAGUAUGGUUCAGUGCAAGUAAAUUAAUCAGGCCACACCCUCGCAAUAAACUUUACUAAUUAAAAAACGGCCUAUUAAACACCUUUCUUAUCAGACAUUCCUAUGCAUAAGGGGGACGGUUACAGCAAUAUUUUUUUUUUGUUCAGUUUGUAGCCUCAAAACUUGGAUGCAAACACCGUUUUAUAUUAACAUUCCUAUCCUAAAUCUAGUCUUGUUCACACUUCCUAAACAUUCCAGUGAUGUUUCUCUACAAUAUUUAUUGUUGUUUAAAAGUUUUUGUCUACUGAGUAUUUGUGAACAAUUUGUAUUCUCUUGCUGUGUAUGUGUGCAGUUAUACCGUAUCAAUUUAAGAGCACUGUAGAAAUUGUAAAUUGCAUUUAUCAAUUGGUAAACACUUUAUAGUCUUUCAAAUGGUAAGUUCAUAAUAAUAACUUUUAUGAUUGAUAUGAAGUAGAUUAUAAACGAUUUCACAUGGGGAUAUGUUUACUGUUAUUUUUUAUUGUCACUUUUGUAUUGAGCAAUAUCUGCGUUUUAAAUUAAGAGCUGAUAUACUUAAUAAAGUGUCUCUGAACUGGA